Molecule: messenger RNA, 3486 nt
Organism: Mytilus californianus (California mussel)
Lineage: Eukaryota; Metazoa; Mollusca; Bivalvia; Mytilida; Mytilidae
Exons: 6
Coding region: 60-1607 (515 amino acids)
Source: RefSeq, a predicted model, not a curated record
ACCAUUUAACACUUCCUACUUUUGGUUUGAAAUCAAAGUGAUCUGUUAGUAAAAUUGGUAUGAAGGCGAUGCCAUUAAUAUAUCUACCAUUGUUAGUUACAUUUGUUACUAUUAUAGAGACUGCAGGGGAGCCCUGUGCUACAGCAGAAAAUUUGACAGUAGUCAAUAUAUGCACAGAUGAUACCAAACAACAGGAUGAUAGCGAAUCUGUUUUAGUAAAGGCAAACACUAUGCAAAACUGUACAUGUGAACUUUCUGUAAUCAAUCAAGAUAAAGCAAUAUCAGUUUAUAUGCAAAGAUUUGGUCAGAAGACAAGUUCAAGUCCAUCAGCUUACGGAUGUGGUUUGUUACUGGGGUUUGGUAUAGGAUCAAAUUACAGAGUUUGGGAAGCUCAAUGCGUAGUCGGUAAUAGCGUUAUCUUAGAUUCAAUACCAAUCAACGAUACAAUGACAAUAACAUCAAUUACUGUGAAUGGAACUUUGAAGGAUAAUGAAGGGUAUUGUAUUGAAAUAAAGAAAGCCGUCUCUGAUAAAUCGGGAAACCAGCUGGAGCUAAAAUGCGGCAACGGCAGCACCAUUACAACUAACACAACACAAUCAGCAGAAAAAACAACAAAGAUGACUCUGACAACAAUUCCAACGACGACUACGACAACAACAACAACAAUACCAACUACAACAGUUCCGACAACGACAGCAACUACUGUACCACCACCAACAACAACAGUACCGACGACGACAACAACAACAAUAACAACAACAGUUCCGACAACGACAACAACAACAGUACCGAAAACAACAAAAACAACAACAACAACAGUACCAAAAACAACAGCAAUUGACACUAUUGAGUUCGAAAUUCUAAAUUUCACAAGUACCGAUGGUUCUGUAACCACAAACAAAGCAAAUGAACCGAAAAAUAAAGAUGAUGAUGACACAACAGCAUUAGCAGUGGGUGCAUCGGUUGGAGGAUUUGUAAUCAUUAUUGUCGUUAUUGCUGUAAUCUGUAUCUAUAGACGAAACCAUCCAAAAUCAACAUCUAAACCAGGUCCAGCAGUUAAUGCUGAUACUGAUGAUUAUGGUCUACGUGACAAUGUCCUGUACGUUUCAUCAGAACCUCCUGAGACCACUCAAACACCAAACAACGACGAUAGUCCAAACACAAACAGGAUAUCAGUUGAUAUUGAUGGUAAUUACAAUACAGUAGAUUUGGAUAAAAUACCGUCAGUCGAAGAAUCAACUGGAGAUUACAGUUCAACUAACUUAGAAAAACUGACACCGUCAAAUUCGAAUUUGAACGGGUCUACAAAUGAAAAACCAGUUAUUGCUCCUAAGCCAAAACAAAAGGUGACCAUUCAAGAUGAUGUUUAUUCUGUCCCGGAUAAGAAAAAGGGGAAGCAUGUUACAUCACCUGGUGAACAUGGGUGUGAAUAUGCAGUUGUCAGUAAACCAAACAAAUCGAACGUUGAUAAAAGUGAAGAUCAAUCUUCAACGAGUAAUGUAUAUGCAGUUGUUGAAAAAAAGAAACGUAUGUCUGACGAAAAGGGGACAAAUCAGAAACGAGAUAGUUUAACAGCCGAAAACGACAGAGAACCUGGACAAAUAUAAUAAAAAACUGACUACUGGUUAUCUAGCUGUUAUAGAAUGGAUCACUUGAGCAAUUUAUUGCUUGUUCUAUAAUUUUUGUGCUAUUUUUACAUUUCGGGAUCAACGAGAGAAAAAUAUUUCUUCUCACUAGUGAAAUAUCUGUUCUCAGCAAAUGAUUGGUCGCAAUUUAAUUAUGACGUCAGAUUUUCUUGGUUUCUUCUGAAAUUUCUAUUGUGACGUCAUGAAAAAGGCGACAUUGCCUGAGGACGUCACAUAUAAAGAACACAACUUUCUGCAAAUCUUUCAAAAAGAAAGAUAAAAAUCAUUAGAAAAACAGACUUCACCAUUAAAACUCGUGUCUCACGAUACUUCUCCACUCUCGACAGUUAAAUGUUUACUUAUUUAAAAAGCGGAAGAGCUUUGCGCUUUAAAUAUUAAAAUUUUACUGUCUCGAUUGGAGAAAUUAUUGUUACACAUUUGUUGCAGUGGUGGAAUCUAUAGUUCUAUUAGCCAUGUAAUAGAAAUGUCAGUUAUAAACAAAAAUAAUUAAUCAUUUAUUACUAUAUUUCCCAAGUGCCAAUUUUAUAGACUUAUGUACUAAGCUUACAAUAGAGAUCACAGACCAGUCAAAAAACUAAAAUCUAUAAUUAGUAUAUGUAAUUGCUGUACCUUUUUUAACUUCUUUUAUUAUUGUUUUUUUAGUUUUCCUAAUAUGAGAAAAAAUAUAUCAGUUAUGUUUAAAUUCAGAAAUAUGAUAACAUAAAAUGUGUUUUUGGUCAUAAUUGGUAAACCGCCUAAAUGAUAUAGGUAGAGUUAUCUCAUCGAGUGCGUCAUUUCAAUUAGUUUCGAUCUCCGACCGGGCCAAACCAAAGACGAAAGUAUCUGCUGAUAUUUUUCUAAGUAACUGCCAUCUAGGAACAAGACCAGAAUCUGGUCGACAUAUUAUCAGAAUCAUGUGUCUGAGUAGGAUGAUAUGUCUUCCUUUGGGUUGUUGCCUUGGGAACCAGAACCUUAAACUUCAGUCUGGGCAAGUCGCUCUAAAAGAUAGAUUUCCUAUUCGUAUCACCGGAACAUGUUCACAUUAAACAAUUUCUAUUAUUUUUAUGUCCUCUUUGGUCAUUAAGCUCCUCAGUGUUUGUGUACUUGAAAUUUAACUUGCUUUAAACCUUAAACCAUUUUGAUUAGAGCCUUCCGGUAAAAUCAGAAAAGCAGUUCGGACGAAUAUAGAUAUUAGAAGAUGUGGAAUAAGUGACAAUGAUACAACUCUCCAAUCAAUUCUUAAUUUGUAAAAGUAAACCAUUAUAGAUCAAAGUACGACCUUCAAGACGGAGCCUUGGCUCACACCGAACAGCAAGCUAUAAAGAGCCCCAAACAAAUAACUACUGUAAAACCAUUCAUACAGGAAAACCAACUGUCUUAUCUAUAUAAAAAACGAGAAACGAGAAACACUUAUGAUCAACAUCAACAAACCACAACAACUGAACAUCAGAUUCCUGACUUAGGACAGGUGCAAACAAAUACAGCGGGUUUAAACGUUUUAAUAGGCGCCAAUCUUCACAUUAAUAAAGAAUUAUUUUCUUUUUCAUCAUCGUCAUAUCAAUGGAUGUUUUAAAUGAAUUUUAAGAAGGAAUUUUCUCUUUACGUAUAUUUUCCAAUUUCGAAAUUGACCUUUUGAGGGUAAAUUAUACAUAUAAAAGAAAGAUGGUAGCUGUUGUAAAUUUCGACCUUUUACAUAGAAAAAAUAACAACUUUCGAUUUACAAAUAUCGAUAAAAUGUUCGUUUAGGAUCUCGCGAAAACAUAGAAGAGUUCAUUGUAACUACGUUAUAGACUAGUGGCGGUAAACUUUGAGUACUUUCUUGAUGAAAACUGUGAUAUGUAUGCAAAAAACAUAACUUUAA